This is a messenger RNA of Penicillium argentinense, 807 nucleotides long. RefSeq lists its product as uncharacterized. The transcript has 2 exons. The coding region runs from base 1 to 807 and encodes 268 amino acids. The record is from RefSeq and is a predicted model, not a curated record. Lineage: Eukaryota; Fungi; Ascomycota; Eurotiomycetes; Eurotiales; Aspergillaceae.
AUGCGCUUCACCACGGAAACCGCCCUGGCGCUCCUGCUCGUGGCGGGCUCAGCCUCUGCCAAGUCAUUCCACCGCGUCGCUAUUGCCAAGCGAGCCGACCCGUUCUUUGAAGGGUGCUACAGCAGUGCCGGGAGCCUCUCGGACUCCAAAGAAUACACCUACCAAAGUACCGGAUACUGCUCGACUCGAUGCUCUGGAAUGAACGCCUCCGUCCUGGCCACGACAGAUAGCAAGUAUUGCCUGUGUGGUGACUCGCUACCUCCCUCAUCAGACAAGGUCGACAAGAGCAAAUGUGACAGUACCUGCCAAGGAUACCCCGAAGAAAUGUGCGGUGGUGAUGGCUUCUACUCAGUUUAUUCCCUAGGUGGCAGCGAUAGUUCUGCCACGACCAGUACGGGCGACUCCUCCCCGACCAAAACCGAUGCCGCCGCCGAAUCUAUCUCAACCAACGCCGGCGGACACACCGUCGUCGUGACUGCCCCCGCCGCCGAGAGCACGAACUCCGAUGGCGAUAAAUCUAAGGGUGGCACCAACACCGCUGCCAUCGCGGCGGGUGUGGUCGUGGGUGUGGUUGGUGUCGCAGCCCUGGCCGGCGGUGCCUUCUUCUUCUACCGAUCUCGCAAGCAAAAGGCUGAGGGAGGUGCCGGCGCAACCGGAUUCAGCCGGAACUCGCAUCAGCAAAUGUCGGACUCGCGCUUCGACGGUUCCUACAUGGCCCAACGUCGCCAGAGCAAUGGCAGCAUCGAUGACGACCACGACUUCUCCCGCCGGAUCCUUCAGGUCACCAACCCUGAUCACCGCUAUUAA